This is a messenger RNA of Salvelinus namaycush (lake trout), 2958 nucleotides long. RefSeq names its product low-density lipoprotein receptor-related protein 8-like. The record is from RefSeq and is a predicted model, not a curated record. The coding region runs from base 1 to 2958 and encodes 985 amino acids. The transcript is spliced from 17 exons. Gene Ontology annotation, molecular function: protein binding; calcium ion binding. Lineage: Eukaryota; Metazoa; Chordata; Actinopteri; Salmoniformes; Salmonidae.
AUGUGUGCCCCCCCCCCCCCCCACACACACACACACAUUGCAGGAACAGAGGCAGAAGAGUGUGAGGAAGGCCAGUUUCAGUGCAAUAACAGAAGGUGUAUACCGACCAUAUGGAGGUGCGAUGACGAUGACGACUGCUCAGACAACAGCGACGAGGAAAACUGUGGUAAGAAGACGUGUGCCCCGGCAGAGUUUGCCUGUGCCAACGGCCAGUGUGUACCAGGCCGCUGGCGCUGUGAUGGGGAACCAGAGUGUCCCGACGGCUCGGAUGAGGCAGACGCCACAUGCAGCAAACAGACGUGUCCUCCGGAGAAGUUUGGCUGUGGCGGCUCCACCAACAAGUGUGUCUCGUUGUCGUGGCGAUGCGAUGGCGAGCGGGACUGCGAGAACGGGGCGGACGAGGAGGACUGCGCCGCCGGCAACAAAGCCUGCCCGAAAAGCCAGUUCCAGUGUGCCAACCGCAAGUGCCUGGCACCUGUCUACGUGUGCGACGGUGAUGACGACUGCGGCGACGGCUCUGACGAACUCAAAUGCUCCGACCGCCACUCGCCAACGAACACCUGCAGCCUGCACGAGUUCCGCUGCAACACCUCGGAGUGCGUGCCCGUCAUGUGGAGCUGUGACGGCGACCCCGACUGCCCCGACGGCUCUGACGAGUGGCCGGAGCGUUGCGGCCGUGAAGGUUCACAUCCACGACGCAGGGUGAACUGUACGAUGGAGGAGUUCCGGUGCGCCAACGGGGAGUGUGUGAGGCUGCCGUGGAAAUGUGACGGCGAUCCGGACUGCAAGGAUAAGUCAGACGAGGCAGAAUGUCCCCUACUGACGUGCAGGCCAGAUGAGUUCCAGUGUGGUGACGGCUCCUGUAUCCACGGUACCAAGCAGUGUAACAAGGUCCACGACUGUCCUGACCAGAGUGACGAGGGUGGCUGUGUCAACGCCACUAAGUGUGAGGGUCCCUUGAAGUUCCUGUGUAAGAACGGAGAGUGUAUCGACAGCGCCAAGGUGUGUGACAACGUCAAGGACUGCAAGGACCGUUCUGAUGAGCCCAAGAAGGAGUGUGGGCUCAAUGAGUGCUCACUCAACAACGGCGGCUGUUCUCACAUCUGCCAGGAUCGACCAAUAGGCUACGAGUGCCAGUGUCCCACCGGGUACAAGCUACUGGACAAGAGGACGUGUGGAGACAUUGAUGAGUGUGAGAACCCCAACGCCUGCAGCCAGAUCUGCAUCAACUACAAGGGAGACUUCAAGUGUGAAUGUUACCAAGGCUAUGAGAUGGACCCCGUCACCAAGACCUGUAAAGCAGAAGGGAAGUCUCCCUACCUGCUGUUCACCAACCGCCAGGAGAUCCGUCGUGUAGACCCGGUGAAGAGGGACUACCGCCAGGUGCUUGCCACCCAGAAGAAUGCUGUGGCGCUGGACGUAGAUGUGGCUAAUAACCGUCUGUUCUGGUGUGACCGCUUCCACCGUAACAUCUACAGUGCUCUGAUCCCAGAGGCGGGCGACCCGUCCCAGCAGGUGACCCUGGUGGACUCUGGCUCUCUCCUCUCCCCCGAGGGCCUGGCCCUGGACUGGGUCCAACACAACCUCUACUGGACCGACUCGGGCCACAAGACCGUCUCGGUGGCCUCGGCCUACGACGGCCUCAAGAGGAGGGUCCUGGUGGACACGGAGCUCAGCGAGCCCAGAGCCAUAGCGCUGGAUCCACAGCAUGGGUUCAUGUACUGGACUGACUGGGGCACCCGGGCCAAGAUAGAGAAGGCAGGGAUGAACGGGGUGGACCGACAAGUCCUGGUGUCAGACAACAUCGAGUGGCCCAACGGCAUCACCCUGGACGUAGCCAACAGGCGUCUUUACUGGGUAGACUCCAAGCUGCACCUGAUCUCCAGUGUGGACUUGAACGGGGCUCAUCGCAGGACACACCUGUCCUCCUCAGAGAGACUGGGACACCCCUACGCACUGGCCGUGUUCGAGGACCGUAUCUACUGGACAGACCGGGAGAGAGAGGCGGUGUACAGCGCUAACAGGCUAACUGGCCAGGACAUCAGCACAGUGGCCGAGCACCUCAAAGACCCUCACGACAUAGUGGUCUUCCACCCGCUCCGCCAGCAACCAGGCCCAGACAGCUGUAACCUGGGCAGUGAGGACAACGGUGGCUGUGAGUACCUGUGUCUCAAAGCCCCCCAGAUCACAGAGCACUCCCCCAAAUACACCUGCGCCUGCCCCACAGGACAGGACCUGGGCCCCGAAAUGCGUGCCUGCAUGCCAGCAAAUGAGACUACUACCACAUCACCGCCUGUGGCCAUCACCACGACCGCCAACGACAAGGACUCCCCUCGCACUUCUGGGUCGUCCCAGGCAGACGCCGGGGUGCCCCACCUCAUUCCAGCCCCCUCCAGCACCCCAGAGCCUCCCCCUAGCUCAAAAUCUGGGGUGGAGGAGAAGGAAGGCCGGGGUUUGGAUCCCACUGCUGCCAACAAAAUCAUGGUCACCUCCACCACAGUAGGCUUCGUCGUCAAGGAGGACAGCAACCUCUCCCACCACUCUGGAAGUGAGCAUUUCCUCCUGGGUGAGAACCUGACAGUGGCAGUUCUGGGAGUAGUGAUCCCCAUAGUUCCUAUUGUUGCCACAGUGAUCUUCGGCCUGCUCUGCACCGGCGUCUACCUGGUUUGGCGGAACUAUCGCCAGAACGCCACCAAGAGCAUGAAUUUCGACAACCCUGUCUACCGCAAGACCACGGGCGAGGGCGAGGAGGAUGAGAUUCACAUCGGCCGGACGGAUGGCAUCAUGGGCGGCCACCACGGGCACCACCCGUACCCGGCCGGAGUGGGGUGUGGCGUAGUCGGCGGGGGCGGAAAUACAUGCCCACAGUUCAUUGCGCUGCCACUGGGUGGCAGUAUGCCCGAUCCGGGAACUCAUUGGUACACGGAGCAGCCUAUGCUGUCUACUACGGCGAAAUGA